Molecule: messenger RNA, 891 nt
Organism: Lycium barbarum (goji berry)
Lineage: Eukaryota; Viridiplantae; Streptophyta; Magnoliopsida; Solanales; Solanaceae
Product: inactive protein RESTRICTED TEV MOVEMENT 1-like
Exons: 2
Coding region: 164-694 (176 amino acids)
Source: RefSeq, a predicted model, not a curated record
CAGUCAACUGAUUUAUUAAAUCCCUAUCGAAUGGAGCCUCGUAAAAAAAAUCCCUAUUAGCUUACAUUAAAUAAGCACUAGCUUUCUUUCUUUUCCCAAAAUCUUCUCUCUCCGCUGCUACCCCGCUAGGCUUCACUUUCGAUCCUUCACUAAACGAUAAAAUAUGGAUAUGAUCAAAGUUGGUCCAGCGAAAGGACAAGGAUGUAGUGGAAGCUUUUGGGACGAAAAGGGACGAGGAGAAUUAGCCCAGUUUUUUGUUGCAUACAAUGGUAUCGGAGUUUCUUCACUGCAGUUCUUGUUCUACGAGAAUAGCACAUUAGUGUUGUCAGACAAACAUGGUAGUGACAAUUGUAAUAAGUUCAAUGCAAUUGUCUUGGAUUAUCCGUCAGAGUUUCUUACUUCGAUCAGUGGUCAAUUCGGGUUGACGUACGGAUAUAGUUAUUUGAAAACAAUAUCAUUUUGCACCAACAAGGGUUCCUAUGGACCAUUUGGGAGUACUGCAACUGAUGGCAGCGACUUCUUCAACUUUGAGAUAGGAAAUUAUCGUUCUUUUUGUGGUUUUCACGGCACCGGACAUGGGCAUGGCAUUGGGAGUAUUGGAGUCUAUGUGAAGCCCAUCACAACCUCCAUGAUUCAUUUUAGAAAUCCACUAGUAAAGGUUAAAAGGGAAGAAGAUCAAGAGAAGAAGGUGUAACUCAAGCUGCAUCCCUCUUUUACAAAUUUCUGAAUGAUACAGUUCGUAGUAGCUUACAGGUCGUAUUAGUUUUCUCUAUUGCUUAUGGUUGUUUCUACUUUUCAUAUCAAUUUCAGUUGGUGUUACUUGUUAUGUGAGAAUAGUUUUCCUACUCUAAAAAAUGAAUGUAAAGAAGAUGACUAACGCCCUAUUCUCUA